GAUAGAUUUCGCUUCGUUGUCGUGUAAUAAAUUUCUAGUGAUUUGUGAUAAAAUCAUCAUAAAUGGAUUGAAUUAAGUGACAUUGUUAUACGCUGUAUGAGUGCAUUGGAUGGUUCAAUAUCUGUUUCUGAAGACCGGUGAUUGCAUUCCGACCGCUCCCAGUGCGUAGAGUACGUACGUCAGUCGCUAAGUAUUUUUCAUGCUGUUUGUACUACUUGCGUAUAGUAGGGGCCGUGUGAUAGUAAAAGCUGUUGGAAAGUGCAUUCAUACGGGAAACUGUUGCUGUAAAAACUAAUCUCACGUUCCGUUUAAUUUAGAGCGCAAAGUGUGGAGUGACAGAGUCGGUGCAAUUCGAUGUUUGUGGCCAUUUUUGGUUGUUUCUAAUCAGUGGUAUUUACGUGCAAAGUAUCGUAUAAUUCGUGUUCUACGUGUCGUGUACAAAUAAGCCACAGUGUAGUUAAUCAACGGGCAUAAUGACUUUACCUAUUUAAUAUUAACCCAUUUAGCUAUUAAGCUAUAACAUAGAGUCAGUUUAGACAUGAUAACAAGGCCACGGCAGAUAUGGACGGCGUGAAGAAAAUUCACUCGGGAACUCUGUAUCGCAACGGGCCGGUAGAGGGCGCGUAUGGUCCGCAGCACAGCCCCGUGUCGCGGUCGGACGCUUCCACCGAGGACGCGGAGCUUUCGGCUGCGCUCGCGCAUCAGCACCAUCUCGCUAUGCAGGCGGGCGAAUACCCCGUCGGCAGCGGCGUUGAACCCGACUACGGCCAGUACGUUUCCUCGCCCGCCUCCCACUACAACCAUAUGGGGCACCUUACCAUGGCGCCGUCGCAGAAAUACCCUCAUGUGAUGGAAGCAGUCUCGGUGGGGAGCGGAUAUGCGGGAGGAGUAGGCGCGGGCACGGGCGGCGGACAUUACGGCACGUACGCGCAUUACGGCGCCGCUUACCCCGCACAACCUGCGUACCUCGUCGAACCACAGGUGCCGGCUUAUAUGGCGCAGGAGUAUGUAGAGGGCGGAGGUAGUGCGUCCCCCAGAAGCGCGUCUCCAGGAGCCAUGCCACCUCAACACAAUUUACAUCUGCAACAGAGGUACGACUCGGCAUCUUUAGAGCAACUGGGACGGCACUAUUGCGUGACGUCACCGCGCGGAGAAUAUGCAGGCGAUGCGUACGCAUAUCAACAUUAUCCCACUGCGUACGAACCACAACACCAAGCGCCACCAUUCAAGGAUUCACAAAAUGGUCUAAGCUUAGGAAGCACAGGCGGGCAGUCAAUGUACGGUGACGAAGAGGAACUUCAGAAACAAAUGGCUAACAUGGCGCUGGUCCACGGCGGAGUGGGCGUCGGCGGUCGCGAAGACGGCGGCGGUCUACAGUGGAGGGAUCCCAACCUACCCGAAGUGAUCGGCUUCCUUAACUCACCCUCUGACGUCGUGAAGGCCAACGCAGCGGCAUACUUGCAGCAUCUCACGUACAUGGACGACCCUAACAAGCAGAAGACGAGGAGCUUAGGCGGUAUCCCUCCCCUGGUGCGGCUGAUAUCGCACGAGAACCCUGAAGUUUGCCGCAACGCGUGCGGCGCGCUCCGAAACCUGUCGUACGGGCGGCAGAACGAUGAGAACAAGCGCGCCAUACGAGACGCGGGCGGCAUCCCCUCACUGAUGGCGCUACUGUGUCGAACAACCGACAUGGAGGUAAAAGAACUGGUAACGGGAGUAAUAUGGAACAUGUCCUCAUGCGAGGACCUGAAGCAGUCAAUAAUAGACGACGCGGCGCAAGUCAUUGUCAACAAAGUCAUCAUUCCGCAUUCCGGCUGGCACCCCACUAACCCUGGCGAUACGUACUGGUCCACAGUUUUCCGCAACGCAUCGGGCGUGCUUCGCAAUGCAUCAUCCGCUGGCGAGUACGCGCGUCGUCGGCUAAGAUCACUAGCUGGUCUCGCCGAAGCUUUACUCCACGCCGUACGCGCAGCAUUGAGUGCCAACGCCAUCGGCACAAAGAUUGUUGAGAACUGCGUUUGCGUGCUACGGAAUCUGUCAUAUAGAUGUCAAGAAAUAGAAGAUCCACUAUACGACACCAGAGCGCCCCCUACGCAAUCUUCAGGACAAUCCAGGAUACAAGCCAGCGCGUCGAAAGGUGAAAAUCUGGGCUGCUUUGGUGGCAGUAAAAAGAAGAAAGAGGGUUCCUCAUCCUCGAAUUCAACAAGUCCACUGGGCAAGAGCGAUCCCGAACCUCAGCAAUUAGACAAUAACACUAACACGCAGCUGGGAUACAGUGUGCCCAAAGGCACUGAAAUGUUGUGGUCACCCGAGGUAGUGCCACUAUACAUGGCGUUACUGCAGACGUGUUCAAACCCGGAGACCUUGGAAGCGGCGGCUGGCGCGCUACAGAACCUAGCCGCAUGCUACUGGCAACCAUCCAUAGACAUACGAGCUGCCGUCAGGAAAGAGAAAGGUCUACCAAUCUUGGUUGAGCUGCUGCGAAUGGAGGUCGACAGGGUAGUUUGCGCCGUGGCCACUGCUCUCAGGAAUCUGGCCAUCGACCAGCGUAACAAGGAGCUGAUAGGCAAAUACGCUAUGCGGGACCUGGUGCAGAAACUGCCCAGUGGAAACCAACAGCAUGACCAGGGCACAUCGGACGACACGAUAGCGGCAGUAUUAGCAACACUUAACGAAGUCAUCAAAAAGAGCGCUGAGUUUUCGCGCUCGCUACUCGAAGCGGGCGGAGUGGAGAGAUUGCUUAAUCUCACCAAGCAACGUCACCGCCACACCCCCAGAGUGCUGAAGUUUGCAGGUCAAGUGCUAAUGACGAUGUGGUCGCACGCGGAGUUGCGUGAGGUAUACCGUAAGCAUGGCUGGCGCGAGGCAGAUUUCCUCACCCCCGCACGAGCCGCCCAACCUCGGGCCUCCUCUAACACCAGCGGUCAAGGGACACCCAUGUCGGGAGGAGCUCCGCAUUCACCGUCGGCAGCCAACAGUACACUGAGUCGCCCCAUGGCCUCUACGGGUGGCACUCGCUAUGAAGAUCGCACCAUACGACGCCAUCGCGAGAACGAUGAUAUGCCAGCGAUGGACGUAAACUACGCUGAUGGCCUUGGCAUGGGCAACCCCAACGGACGGCCUAUGAAUCUUCAGGGUGUUCAAGCACAGAUGCCGCCACCAAGCAGCCGCUAAAGCCAAUAAUCCGUUUAAACCAAGCCUAAGAUCUGAACUCUAAUGGCGGUAACAUUUUUAAAUUACAAAAAUUGAUCCAACGCGACGGAACGCGUGUAGAUUCAAAUCAAACUGGUGCGUUUCAUUAAACCAGAAUUUCAAAUUCAGAAAUUUCUACAGACACUUAAUGCCACGUGGUAUAAGAUUUUCUGUGGUAUUUUCACCGAUUGAAAAAACCUUUUUGAUUUGAAUUCACUCAAAUCGCGUUGCGUUGUUUGCAUUAUCAUAGCAAGUAAGAGUCCUGAGUGAGUGAGUGAGUAAGUUCUGUGGGACAGUCAGUCUCAACCAUUAAUAUAAUUUUUCAGGUAAACAAAAAAAACCAAUGGCUUCAGCGUAAAUCUAUCUUUCCCUAAUGCUGCAUACUGAUAGUUCAAAUUCGAUAGUCUAUCUAUAGUAAAGUCAAAACAAAUAGUAUCCACAGUGUCUACUAUCGAUUGUAUUGCCUAGUGUCGACUAUCGAUACUAUCAUUUAAAAUGUUAUUGCUCGAAAAGCGUUAUCGAUAUUAUCGAUACCCAGAAUAGUUUUCAAGGUCAUCUAUAGUCAAACUAUCGAUAGUUUUGUAAUACUGGUUGACACGUUUGCUAACUUAAAAACUUACAGUACGGGUUUUGAAGCUACAUACUUCAUAAGACAGGUCUCCCAAGUUUCAUGUAAACAAAGGCUCCGCACACCCUUCAAUAUUAUGGACAAUUUUCUAUAUUGGUUAAACGUGUUGUCAAUAAUAUUGUAAUAUAUGACAUUCUAGCAAAUCUGUCAUAUUGUGUGAAAACGUACAUUUGUUGUCUUGAAAACUUAAAACGGGCUACUGAGUACUUUAUGUACUAUAUCUACACUCAACAGAGGGUCUGGACAAGAAAAGCUUAUUUUUUCUAUAAACGCUAAUUGAAUAUCUUGAAAAUUUGGUAUUUCCGUAUAAUAAAUCGAUUAAAUCACCGGAAUGAGCCCGCAGGCUUUGACAGUUGAAAGUGUACACCUUAUAGCUAACUUCAAGGUGUCGGUUUUUUGUGACGGAGUGCGCGCGUAUCGUACAAAUUUAUGCUCAUCAUUUUUUCCCAAACGCACCAAAAGAAGAUAACUUCAAAAAUAAUUUGAAAGCGUCUUAUCUUAUAGCACGUAAAUUGGUAAAUUGUAGUUGAUUAUCGGUUUUACACUGCUUACAAUCAAUACAAAUUAAAUCUAUUUCCGUUAGCGUUUGAAAGAAAUAUGCUGUUUCCGAACCUUGUCUAGGCCCGCAGGACUGACUUAGGAAAUAAAACCGGUAUUUUUUACAGUUCGUGUCUAUGGACCAAGCGUUUCGAUUUUUUUUUAUUGUCUAUGAACAAUCUUUAUUUUCAUUUUAGGGUACCCAAAUAAACAUGUAUUGUGAUUUGUCCGUGAUAUUACGAGAAUAACAAGGUUUUGAUUUAGCUUUUUUAUUGCGUUUAUUUUUUUGGGGAAUUUAUGAAUGAAUAUUUGCUGUAGUAAGUUUGGGCUUUUUUUUUGAUAUUAUUCUAUUUUCUAAUUCGGGUUGGUCUGAAUUCAUAGAUGUUUAAACGUAUUUGGACAGUGUAUGGCAUUUUGUACUUUAUUAUAAAGCAGUAAAGGUCGAAAGUUACGAAAGUUCUUCUAUAUAGCUCUAGAUGUGAAGUAUCCAUAAACAAUAUUAAAUGUAAGGUUUACAAAAAUCAUUAAAAUUAUUAAGUCAUUAUUUUGAUUCAUUUACGUACUGAGGUUUUUUAAAUCACGGUUCUUUCGCAUUUUCUACUUCUUAAUUGAGUUUAGACUAAGUGAGAUGUUUUAUGACUAUAAAUAACAGUAAUAUUUAUGUACAAGAAAUCAAAAGUCGAUUUCGGUUGCUAAAGUUUUGCUAAUAUAUUCAAGUUAUGGAUUUGGUUAUUUUCAAGCUAAUGUAAUCAAUAUUUAUUGCGAUCAAUUUAAUUUAAUUUAUUUAUUUUUAGUGCUAACCUAAAAUUCAUAUAAAGGCGAAUAACGUAUCAAUAAUAAGCUAACGGUGACAGUUAUGCUGUUCUUUGUCAAUUAAGCUAAUCAUAUUCAAAAUAAUAAAUCUGAAGAAUUAUUAACGUAACAUUUCGUAGGACCAAAUAGAUAAAAGCGCAGUAAGAAGCGGUGAUAGCCCAGUGGGUGGGACUUCGAAUUCCCUUCCGUGGGGCCGAGUACGAAUCCCAGCACCUCUAACUUU
Molecule: messenger RNA, 5393 nt
Organism: Pararge aegeria (speckled wood butterfly)
Lineage: Eukaryota; Metazoa; Arthropoda; Insecta; Lepidoptera; Nymphalidae
Gene: p120ctn
Product: catenin delta-2
Exons: 20
Coding region: 562-3174 (870 amino acids)
Biological process (GO): cell-cell junction assembly; cell-cell adhesion
Cellular component (GO): plasma membrane; cytoplasm; adherens junction
Molecular function (GO): cadherin binding
Source: RefSeq, a predicted model, not a curated record